Molecule: messenger RNA, 3215 nt
Organism: Nelumbo nucifera (sacred lotus)
Lineage: Eukaryota; Viridiplantae; Streptophyta; Magnoliopsida; Proteales; Nelumbonaceae
Source: RefSeq, a predicted model, not a curated record
UGUCAUAACUCACUCACAGUGACUGCAGUAAUGGUAGUAUUUGUACGACUUUCCGACUCCAAUUAGGCCGGUUGGACAAAGGAACACUCCACAGCGGUAUCGUUAUCUGCCUCCCCUCCCCACUCUCUCUUUUCGUCUCGUACUCAUACUACCCGAGGGUUAAUUUUACAGGGUUGGGAUUGCAGAGCUAGAGCUUUGUCAGAGGAAAAGGCUUAUCUGAUAUAUGGCAAUCCGUACCUCCGAUCUUCUCGUCGGCGUAAAGUCUGCUCAAGGGUUUGACGUUGAUGCUCUGUUUCGUUACGCUUGUGCCCAUGUCGAAGGAUUCCCUCCUCCACCUGCCAAACUCUUUGUUUUGCAGUUUGGGCAUGGGCAGUCCAAUCCAACGUUUCUAAUGGAAGUCCGUUUGGGAGCUUCUGUGAAACGGUACGUCUUGAGAAAGAAGCCUCCUGGGAAGUUGCUAGAAUCUGCCCAUGCUGUGGAACGGGAAUUUCAGGUCCUCAAAGCUUUAGGUCUUCAUACACAGGUUCCUGUUCCUAAGGUUUUCUGCUUGUGUACCGAUCCUAGUAUAAUUGGAACUGCAUUUUACAUCAUGGAGUUUUUGGAAGGACGGAUAUUUCUAGAUCCCAAGCUGCCGGGGAUAACCCCUAAUAGCAGGAUGGCUAUAUACCGUGAAACUUCCAAAGCUUUAGCUUCUUUACAUAGUGUUGAUGUUGACUACAUUGGCUUGGGAAGUUAUGGGCGUCGCAGCAACUAUUGCAAGCGGCAGGUAGAGAGGUGGGCUAGACAAUAUAUUGCUUCCACUGGUGAGGGUAAACCUGAUCGAAAUCUAAAAAUGCUAGAGUUGGCUGAUUGGCUACGGAAACAUAUUCCUCUUGAAGAUUCUUCUGGAGCAACAGGAGGUUUAGUUCAUGGGGACUUCCGGAUUGAUAAUCUUGUAUUCCAUCCAAUUGAGGAUCGACUGAUUGGAAUUCUUGAUUGGGAAUUGUCAACUCUUGGAAACCAAAUGUGUGAUGUUGCGUACAGCUGCAUGCCUUACAUCAUAAACGCAACCCAACUUGAAGCAGAAUCCUAUGAAGGAUUUGAAGGUACUGGCAUUUCUGAAGGGAUUCCAUCACAAGCAGAAUACCUGGCAGAAUACUGCUCUGCAUGUGGGAAGCCAUGGCCAGUUUCUGAGUGGAAAUUUUGUGUUGCCUUUUCUUUGUUUCGUGGUGCAUCAAUUUAUGCAGGUGUCUAUCACAGAUGGAUUAUGGGUAAUGCUUCAGGGGGUGAGCGUGCCAAAAACACAGGGAUAUUAGCUAAUGUUAUGAUAGAUUCUGCAUGGGCAUUUAUCAAUAGGAAAUCUGUGCUUCCUGAGCAGCCUCCAUCUGGUCAGUCAAUUGCUAGAGAUUCUUUUGAUUAUUUAAAGCAGUAUGGAAAUGAAAGUCAAAACCAAGGGCUUAUAACAAAUGGUGGGAAGUUUGUUCCAAGUCCAAAGGUUCUUGAAUUGAGAAACAGGUUGAUCAAGUUCAUGGAGGAUCACAUAUACCCCAUGGAAAAUGAGUUCUACAAACUUGCUCAGUCUGCUUCACGCUGGACUGUUCAUCCAGAGGAGGAAAACUUGAAGGAGCUGGCCAAGAAAGAAGGGUUAUGGAAUUUGUGGAUACCUCUAGACAGUGCAGCCAGAGCAAGAAAGAUACUUUCUGAUGGGUCAAACUACUUAUCUUCGGGGAAUGCAAAAAAUCAUUUAUUUGGCGCAGGGCUUUCAAACCUUGAGUAUGGAUACCUUUGUGAGAUCAUGGGGCGCUCAGUUUGGGCUCCUCAGGUAUUCAACUGUGGUGCACCUGACACUGGAAAUAUGGAGGUAUUGUUGCGGUAUGGAAGUAAAGAGCAACUAGAAGAGUGGCUUAUUCCUUUACUUGAUGGGAAAAUUCGUUCUGGAUUUGCAAUGACAGAACCACAAGUUGCAUCUUCUGAUGCAACCAAUAUUGAGUGUUCAAUAAAAAGACAAGGGGACUUUUAUUGCAUCAAUGGAAAGAAGUGGUGGACAAGUGGAGCGAUGGAUCCUAGGUGCAGAGUUCUGAUAGUCAUGGGAAAGACAGACUUAACGGCUCCCAAACAUAAGCAGCAAUCCAUGAUCCUAGUUGAUAUGAACACUCCUGGUAUACAUGUAAAGAGACCACUCAUGGUAUUUGGAUUUGAUGAUGCACCACAUGGGCAUGCAGAAAUAUUGUUUGAGAAUGUACUUGUGCCUGCCAAGAAUAUACUUCUGGGAGAAGGACGUGGAUUUGAGAUUGCACAGGGCAGGCUAGGUCCUGGAAGGCUACACCAUUGCAUGAGACUGAUAGGUGCUGCAGAGCGUGGGAUGGGGAUGAUGGCACAAAGAGCUCUUAAAAGGAAGGUGUUUGGAAAAUUGAUUGCUGAGCAAGGUUCAUUUCUCUCUGAUAUUGCAAAGUGUCGAGUGGAGCUGGAAAAGACAAGACUGUUAGUUCUUGAAGCAGCAGAUCAGCUUGAUCGUCUUGGAAACAAAAAAGCCCGCGGAACCAUUGCCAUGGCCAAGGUAGCAGCUCCAAAUAUGGCAUUGCAGGUUCUUGACAUGGCAAUGCAAGUUCAUGGUGCGGCUGGCUUAUCUUCAGACAUUGUCUUGUCACAUUUAUGGGCUACCGCAAGGACAUUGAGAAUUGCUGAUGGACCAGAUGAAGUUCAUUUGGGGACCAUAGCUAAGUUAGAGCUACAGAGAGCUAGGCUGUAAAAAUCUACAGAAGCUUGAAAAUAUCGUUUUUACACGGAAUCGGCAAUAAGCCAUGAUGGUGAGUGACCAUGUAGAAUAAAUUCCCAGUCAUGUUGUAUAAAAUACCACGGUAUUAUACUAGUAUAUACUUCAAUAAAUAUUAUCAUGUAAGCUCAGUGGUUUGUUUAGAUAAAAGAUUUCAUAUGGAGAAGGAAAACUGAAGAUGCCUCAUUUUAGUGGAGAAACAAUCAUUCAAGUGAUGAGAUCGGCUGGACUAGUUCUGAUCUUGCCCCUGAAUUUUAACUGUUGAAUUUGGACUGGACGUUGAUACCUUGAUUAGAAACAAUUGUAUCUAGAUUUGAAUAAAAAGAGAAAAAACAUGCUGAUUGUUGGAAAAGAGUCAUCUUUACAUUCUGUUUUUCACGUGUAUCCAGCGCAUUGUAAGGUUGGCACGCAACUUCAGCCAUGGUUAAUUAAAUAACCAAAGCUCUAGACAUGUUGAAUUGAA